ACAGUGGGUACACGACAAAGUUCUUAGAGAUGCAGAAGGAGAACCCGAAAGCCCUAGGGAUAUUCGCUUGCAAGACCGGUCUGGACUCCUCAUGCUGGAUCAAUAUGAAGGUAGACUUUUGAUUCCUCAUGCUGGACGAAUAUGAAGCAGGUACACAUUUUUUAUCUUUGGCGCAGGGUGAAGAUGAUAUGCUGCCAGUAAAUAGGACUAGCUUCUUAAAAUGGUGCUUCCGUAGAUCUCACCAGCUUCAUGUGAAGAAACCCAGGUAGAUGUUGCUAGUUUCUCUUGAGAUUUAUGUCGGGAAGCUCUCAGGUUCCUUCUCUGCGUGCGGCGAAAUGCCAUGAUGACUACACAACGAAAUUCUGCCGAUUGCACAACGACGCACACAUUCUGUGCCUAGGGCAGAAUACGAUUGGGCCAGAAGUUACGGCGAUGAGGUUGAAGACAGUCGUGCUACUUUUUACAACCUCGUAUCAUAAAAAGUGAGACGAGUUGGUUCAAAUUAGUUCUCAAUACACCCACACCGCUACUCCUCCGGUAGUACUAGAGUACCCCGUUGAUAAGUACUUCAUGUAGCAUCUAGCAUCACUGCAAUAGAAGUGCAACGGCGUUGUUGCUCUUCUAAGGAUCUGGCGAAGGAGAUGGUGAAACGUUUUGUCACGACAGAAUUUGAAGGCGAUAGGCAUGUACAGAGACUGCAGAAAGUGCAUGGGCUGUGCGGAGCAGAGAACAAGUAGUAGUCACAUUUCAUCUUAUCGAGUUUGACUUACUUCCAGAGCUGUCUAUGUGUCGUCACAACUGGUAGUUCUGUCAAGGAGGUGGCUUCUGAAUGGCACCGGCACCCAAUUCACAAGGUUGUAGACGACGAGUACGAAAAUCCACGUUGGCCCUGUUGAACCGCAUGGUCCGAAUCUUCUUCACGAUAAGACGCAAAACGCGGAAGUAUCAGACGGCUUCAUGGGUGCUUGAGCAAGGUUAUUCCGAGGAGCAUUAGCGCAAGGCGCGAAGGGCUAACUAUGAGCGGAAGCAGUUGCGGGGACGCCACGCGGAUGGAAUUUGACUUGCGCAUGAUGUGCGGUGAAGGCACAGUGUAGACACGCUACAACAGGAACAUUCUAUGACCUUCUAAGGAGGUCGAGCAAGAAGACGUGUUAGUUCCUAGAAGCAACAACAAUAAGGAUGACAGGCAAAAAUCUAAGCUGCUGCAUUGACACUUACCACAUUUGACCACCUGACAAGCAUGACGGUUUUAUGAGCUAGUGUGGCUCGUUCCUGAUAGGCUCUUGUGGACCCGCAUCAUUAGGCUGUUGCGGACCCGCAUUAGUAAGUAAAUGGACCCACAUCACUUUCGUCCUGGCGGAGAAAUCCUUGAGCCGUGGUGCGUAUCUACACCCAGAGGAAUACAGUUUCGUCGUGAUCACAGCAC
This is a messenger RNA of Amoebophrya sp. A25, 1426 nucleotides long. NCBI's taxonomy places the organism in Eukaryota, Dinophyceae, Syndiniales, Amoebophryaceae. The record is from the annotation of a GenBank genome assembly.